Messenger RNA from Leptopilina boulardi, 2921 nucleotides. RefSeq names its product odorant receptor 82a-like. NCBI's taxonomy places the organism in Eukaryota, Metazoa, Arthropoda, Insecta, Hymenoptera, Figitidae. Gene Ontology annotation, biological process: sensory perception of smell; detection of chemical stimulus involved in sensory perception of smell. Gene Ontology annotation, molecular function: odorant binding; olfactory receptor activity. The coding region runs from base 995 to 2161 and encodes 388 amino acids. The record is from RefSeq and is a predicted model, not a curated record. Gene Ontology annotation, cellular component: plasma membrane. The transcript is spliced from 7 exons.
GUAUUGUCCUUCUUUCUUGGAAUAAUAUAAGGGUGCAUUCACACCUAUGUUUUGGAUUGAUGUUUCAGUAACUUUUGAUAAGUAAUAUUCCGACGCAUUACAAUGUUUGUAUACUUAAUUCACUAAGAUAAUAAUUAAAACUAUAAUAAAAUAACUAUAACUAUAAUAAAAUUAUAUUUUUAACCAACAAGAAAUCGUGGAAUAAUAAAAUUUAUAAAUAUGUUGAUAAAUCAGAAAAGAUGUUGAAAACUGUAAAUGUAAACUUUAGAAAAUACAUACCCAAAAACAUAAAGAUGAACAUUGAUGGAGUUGAAAAUAUCGUAUAAGCUUCAAGUAGACUCUGCACGCACUAUUUUGCGACAAAGGACAUAUUAUCAUUCUGCGCAAGUCUACAUUAAUAUAUUUAUACCGUCAAUUUACGAACAUUAUAUAUGUAAAUCCUUCAUUAUCUACUUUUCUUCGAAUAUAAAAUAAAAGAAAAAAAAUUGACGAAAAUUAUUAUUUAUAUCAAAUAAUACCUAUACGAUAAAUGCUGAAAAAAGGUUUAACGUAUUUUUCUACUUGGUAGUCACGCAAAAAAAAAAUAAAUUAUGUGUUUUGCAACAUUUUACGAGACUGAAAUGUUUUAAUAUGCAAAUUGUCUGAGCUAUAUGUGUAUAGGGCGCAAUGCUUGUUAUAUAUUCUUAUUUGUUACAUUUGAAGGAAAAAAUAUACGUAAAAUCAAUUGGAAAUAAUAUAGUUAUGCUGGAGCAAGACAAAACGUUUUGUAAAUGAUAUUUCGAAUUAUUAAUAUUGAGAUGCUCAUAAUAGAAUAUUUCUUAGAUUAUAUAUUUGAUGAUGGCUUUAUAAAUUGCUUCUGAAUUAUUAACUAAUAAGUUUCUGAGAGUAAGGAUAACACAAGUUCUUAGAAAAAAGUAUUCAGCAGUAUUAAAAAAAUUUAUUUAUAAAAAUUUUAAAUUUUUCUAACUUUUAAUAUACUGCUGUAACGUAUAGAAUGUCUGACGACAAUAGGGGAAAAAUUUACACGGGUCAAAAAUCAUUUACAUGUUUUAAAUUUUGUGGAGUAUGGGAACAACCUAAAUGUACCACAAGAUGGAAGUUAAUUUUUUAUCGAAUUUAUUCCUUUUGUAUUGUAACAAUGUAUUUUAUAUUUACGUGCUCCAUUUGCAUGCAUCUAUUUCAAAAACAUAAAGAUAACGAUGCAUUUUCACAAAGUUUAUUCUAUUCCUCAACAUUUGUAAUGUCUUUUAUAAAAAUUGUAAUUAUUUUAAAGAAACGUGAAAUAUUUAUGAAAACACAAGAAAUGCUUAUGUCUGAAGUUUGUCGACCUCAGGAUCAUUGGGAAGUCGAAAUUUUGUUUAAUUACUCGCUGAAAGGAAGGAAACUUUCCUUUUAUCAUUUGAUAGGAGUACAUAUUUCGGGAACAAUGGUUUUAAUGUUGCCAUUAACAUCGCUGUCAAAUAUAAGCCUUCCAAUCCCAUGUUGGAUACCGUUUUCUUUUGAAUCUAAGUUUGUAUUUUCUUUAUUAUAUUUGCAACAAAUAAUUUGUGUCUUCGUCGUUGUAAAUAUAAAUGGGGGAAUGGAGACAUUAGCAAUGUCAAUUCUAUUACAAAUGUGUGGUCAAUUGGAAAUAUUGAUGUAUCGUUUCGAUUCACUUUCAAAGCUACCACAAAGUAAUAAUAAUAAAUUAGUCAAUUGCUAUCAUGAAACAGAGAUUACUAAACGUUGUAUAAAAAAUCAUCUUCAUUUGUACGCGAUUAGUGAAAAUAUAAGCAAACAAUUUGGAAGCUUAAUUAUUAUGCAAUUUUUUGCUUCUAUGAUACUUAUCUGUAUCAUUAUUUAUAAUUUAUCCAAAAUGAGUUUAACCAAUGAGCAUAGUUGGUUAAUGAUUUCUUAUGCAAGCAGUUUUACCUUACAAAUUUUUAUCUACUGUUAUUUUGGUCAUCAAAUGACCGAUAAGAGCUCGGAAAUUGGGACAGCAAUAUAUUUCAUAAAUUGGCAUGCAUUAACACUUAAAACAAAGAAAAGUCUUAUUAUUAUUAUGAUGCGAUCUGCCCGACCAAUCAAAUUGAUUGCUGUAUCAGUCAUCGUCAUGUCGUUAGAAACUUUCAUGAAAAUAAUAAAAACAUCCUAUACGGGUUAUAACUUAUUGAAAAAUUAAAAAAUUUUAAACGUGUGCUUUUGCAAUUAUCAUACGGUAAAGCAUAUGAAUUAUUGGAUUAAAUAUUAUAUUUGGUUAAAAGUAAAAACUUGUGCAUUAUGAGAAUCAAAUUUAUUAUUUCAAGCAAAAUACAGGCAAACUUCACUACGGUAGGGCCUAAACAAAAGCUCUAAUAGUAAAUAAUUAUGAUUGUCAAAAUUUAGGUUAAUCGUUUUCUACUGUCAGAAAAUUGUAAUUUUUAUUGAAAAUUCAAUUUCCAAUUUUUAAAAAUUAAAUUCUUAACACUUGCACUGCAAUACUUUUGAAAUGUAAAUUGUUUUUUUUUUUUUGUUAUUUAAAGAUAAUAAAAAAUAGAAUAUUGAGUGAGACUAACAUUUUUUCCGAGUGUUUUUGAGCGAUUAAAACUUUUUUCCUGUUGUGAAAAUGUAAUAUUGGAAAUUUUUUAAAAAUUUGAAAAUAAACAAUAUAGAAAAUUGUUAAAAUUAAAACAGUUUCUAUAGGAAACUUAUUUUAUUAAUACCUUAAAAUAAUUAUUUAUGAAGUGAGCGUCAUCUUAUGCCAAUUCAGUUUGUUCCAUUUUUACGACGAAGAGUGUUAUGUAUAUACCUAAAUUCAUAUUUCCAUUUACACUCAACAUAUAAUUUUCUGUUACCUACAGGACUUCGAUGAUAAAAUAUAAGAAAAUUGAGGCAAUUUAUUCUUUUUAUAUCAUAUAAAAUACAGUUAUUUAUUAACAAAACAUUUCUGUUUAUUUCCUAUA